Messenger RNA from Dunckerocampus dactyliophorus (ringed pipefish), 428 nucleotides. RefSeq names its product NADH:ubiquinone oxidoreductase subunit A1 (gene ndufa1). The transcript has 3 exons. Bases 117 to 329 code for a protein of 70 amino acids. The record is from RefSeq and is a predicted model, not a curated record. NCBI's taxonomy places the organism in Eukaryota, Metazoa, Chordata, Actinopteri, Syngnathiformes, Syngnathidae.
GUUGUUUCUACUUCCGCUAGUGGAAGGACUCGAGUGGGGGCCGCCAUCUUGUUAGCUUCCUAGCAAAAUAAAGAGCUAUCAGUGAAUUUGGUGGACAUUCAAGUUUCCCUGCCACAAUGUGGUAUGAAAUCCUGCCCGGCUUCGCCAUCAUGACAGUUUGUCUGAUUAUCCCUGGCGUCGCCACAGCACAGAUCCACAAGUUCACCAACGGUGGAAAGGAAAAGAGAAUCGCCCGGCUUCCGUGGCAGUGGUACUUGUUGGAGAGAGACCGGCGAGUGUCGGGAACGGGACAGCACUUUGACUCCAAGGGACUUGAGAACAUCCACUGAUCGCAAGACCCCCCCGGAAUAAAGUUAUUUGUUGUACAGUUUAACAGUUCUACCUGACAGCAGUUUGUUCAUGUGAUCAAUUAAAACGUUUCCAAAUGA